UGAUGAUUUUAUAGAAAAAAUUGCAUAUUUUACAAAAAGUUUAACAGCCAAGCAUGUUCAAUUUUCAGCCAUUUCAGUAGAAUAUCCAUCAACUGAUCCAGAAGGCUAUGCAAUUGUUUAUAAUUUUAUUGAAAGUAAUAAUUAUUCAAUUGCAAAUAAUAAUCAAACUCAAAAGGCAAUAAAAGAUAAAGCUCAAACUGUUUUUUGUGAU
Molecule: messenger RNA, 211 nt
Organism: Racocetra fulgida
Lineage: Eukaryota; Fungi; Glomeromycota; Glomeromycetes; Diversisporales; Gigasporaceae
Source: the annotation of a GenBank genome assembly